Molecule: messenger RNA, 384 nt
Organism: Pocillopora meandrina
Lineage: Eukaryota; Metazoa; Cnidaria; Anthozoa; Scleractinia; Pocilloporidae
Source: the annotation of a GenBank genome assembly
AUGCCAUCAUCAUUUAAGGAGAUGUAUCCAACAACAUGGGUUAUCAUUGACUGCUCAGAACUGUUCAUUGAAACUCCUAGCUCUUUUAGAACUCAAAGUGUUACCUAUUCAAAUUACAAGCAUCACAACACUGCUAAAGGUCUGGUGGGUAUCAGUCCAUCUGCUGCUGUAACCUUUGUAUCAGAUUUAUAUGCUGGAAGGUCAAGUGACAAGCAAAUAACCAAUGACUGUGGUAUUUUGAAAUUGCUUGAAGAUGGGGACUCUGUUAUGGCUGAUAAAGGAUUUGACAUUGAGAGUGACCUGCCAAAUGGAAUCUCACUCAACAUACCACCCUUUCUCCAUAAUAAAGAGCACCUGUCACUUGAAGAGGAGACAGAAACUUGA